AUGGCGCCUACAUCUUUCUACCAAAGGCUCUCAAACUACGUUAGAGAAUCAGACAAAGUUGAGCCGCCAAUGCUCUCCGCCAGUGCUGCUGCUGCGCUUUCUGUAGCCUACACCGUCCUCUACGUCUUGCCUUUCUAUCUCUCUUCAACCACCCGCCCGUCACCUACCCUCUCUCGCGAUGCUCCUUCCGUCAUUCGAGCGCGCAUCCGCUUUGUCACAGGAUCCGUCUUCAUCUGCUCCGCCCUCACAAUUUACGUCAUCUCUACGCGAGCAGAGGUGUCAUACUCGGAAAUAAUUCACCUACUCGGCUGGUAUCCUUUCUCUCCCCUCGAUAUCCCCAAAGUCUUAUCUCUCACCGCACUUCUCUUCGCUGGGCCCCUCUUCGAAAAGGGCGUCAUCGAAUCCGGGUGGCGACAUUGGGCCAAAGGACGAGACUUACACGAAACCUUGAGCAGUUGGAUCGGAUGGCGCAAUUACAUCGCCGGUCCGUUCACAGAGGAAGUGCUGUUUCGCUCUCUUUUACUGUCUCUGCACCUACUGAUUCGGCCCCCUUCUUCCCAAACCAUUCUCAUAUUCGUGACCCCACUAUACUUUGGCAUAGCGCACAUCCACCAUUUCUAUGAGUACACCCUCACACACCCUUUCACUCCGCUGCCACCGGCGCUGUUGAGAAGCAUUGUGCAGUUUGGGUAUACGACUGUGUUUGGGUGGUAUGCCGCGUUUUUGUUGCUGAGAACCGGCAACCUAUGGGGUGUCGUGGUCGUGCACGGCUUUUGCAAUUGGGUGGGUCUGCCACGGGUGUGGGGAAGGGUAGGCGGUGUAGUCAUCGACGGUGGGGUUGUAGGAGGCCCGGUCCGAGGAAAGGAGGAUGAGGAUCGAAGAGAUGAGGGUGCGCAGAAGCUGGGACCUGCGUGGACAGCGGCGUAUUACAUCAUCUUAGUUGCAGGAGUGGUGGCAUGGUGGAAGGCUCUAUGGGUUCUGUCGGAGUCGGAGCGAGAGCUGAUGAAGAUUGGGUGA
Molecule: messenger RNA, 1017 nt
Organism: Letharia columbiana
Lineage: Eukaryota; Fungi; Ascomycota; Lecanoromycetes; Lecanorales; Parmeliaceae
Exons: 3
Coding region: 1-1017 (338 amino acids)
Biological process (GO): CAAX-box protein processing
Cellular component (GO): endoplasmic reticulum membrane
Molecular function (GO): metalloendopeptidase activity
Source: RefSeq, a predicted model, not a curated record